Grammomys surdaster is the source of this 2057-nucleotide messenger RNA. It is a transcript of the gene Pgm3, whose product is annotated as phosphoglucomutase 3. The record is from RefSeq and is a predicted model, not a curated record. The transcript is spliced from 13 exons. Gene Ontology annotation, biological process: UDP-N-acetylglucosamine biosynthetic process; hemopoiesis; carbohydrate metabolic process. Lineage: Eukaryota; Metazoa; Chordata; Mammalia; Rodentia; Muridae. The coding region runs from base 108 to 1736 and encodes 542 amino acids. Gene Ontology annotation, molecular function: phosphoacetylglucosamine mutase activity; magnesium ion binding.
GGAAGCCAGACUGGGCCACGUCUGCGAGGUCUGAGUGAGCUGGUUUGGUGCGCACUGCGCGGCAGUAUCUCGCCAGUGAAGAGGACGUUCUUGCUCCAAGUCUAGACAUGAAUCUGGAGGCUGUUUCUAAACGCUCAGCAUUCCAUGCCAAGCCUCAGGGGCUCAUCCUUCAGUAUGGGACUGCUGGAUUUCGGACAAAUGCCCAACAUCUUGAUCAUAUCAUGUUUCGAAUGGGGUUGCUAGCUGUCCUGAGGUCAAAGCAGACAAAAUCUACCAUUGGAGUCAUGGUUACAGCCUCACACAACCCUGAGGAAGACAAUGGUGUGAAACUGGUUGACCCUCUGGGGGAAAUGUUGGCCCCGUCUUGGGAGGAGCACGCCACCUGUCUGGCCAGUGCCGAGGAGCAGGACAUGCCUGAAGUGCUUGCUGCCAUCGUGGAGAAAGAAGCUGUGGAUCUGCAGCAGACUGCCUUCAUAGUUAUUGGUAGAGACACCAGGCCCAGCAGUGAGAAGCUUUCACAGUCUGUAAUAGAUGGUGUGACUGUUUUAGGAGGACAAUUCCAUGAUUAUGGCCUAUUGACCACACCUCAGCUGCACUACAUGGUGUAUUGCCGGAAUUCCGGAGGCUGGUAUGGACAGGCCACCGUAGAAGGCUACUGCCAGAAACUCUCCAAGGCUUUUGUAGAACUUAUGAAACAGGUUUCCUGCAGUGGAGAUGAAAAGAGAUCGCUUAAGGUUGACUGUGCCAACGGCAUAGGGGCCUUGAAGCUAAAAGAAAUGGAACACUACUUCUCCCAGGGACUGUCGGUUCUGCUCUUUAAUGAUGGCACGGAAGGGCGGCUCAAUCACCUGUGUGGUGCUGACUUUGUGAAAAGUCAACAGAAACCCCCACAGGGAAUGGAAAUGAAGUCUGGUGAAAGGUGCUGCUCCUUUGAUGGGGAUGCAGACAGGAUCGUGUAUUACUACCGUGAUGCCGCGGGUCACUUCCAUCUCAUAGAUGGAGACAAGAUCGCCACGUUGAUUAGCACUUUCCUUAAAGAGCUCCUGUUGGAGAUUGGAGAAAGUCUGAACAUGGGUGUCGUACAGACAGCGUAUGCAAAUGGUAGUUCCACAAGAUACCUUGAGGAAGUUAUGAAGGUACCUGUGUAUUGCACCAAAACUGGUGUCAAACAUUUGCAUCACAAGGCUAAGGAGUUUGACAUUGGAGUUUAUUUUGAAGCAAAUGGGCAUGGCACAGCGCUGUUUAGUGAAGCAGUUGAAGCGAAGAUAAAAAGACUGGCCCAAGAGCUAGAAGACGGAAAAGGAAAAGCAGCCAGGAUGCUUGCGAGCAUCAUUGACUUAUUCAACCAGGCAGCUGGAGAUGCCAUUUCUGACAUGUUGGUGAUUGAGGCUAUCCUGGCUUUGAAGGGGCUGACUGUACAGCAGUGGGAUGCUAUUUAUGUUGAUCUUCCUAACAGACAACUCAAAGUUAAGGUUGCAGACAGGAGAGUUAUUAGUACCACAGAUGCUGAAAGACAAGCAGUCACUCCACCAGGACUCCAAGAUGCAAUCAAUGACCUCGUGAAGAAAUACAGGCUUGCCCGAGCUUUUGUACGUCCCUCUGGUACUGAAGACAUUGUCCGAGUAUAUGCGGAAGCCAACUCACAAGAAAGUGCAGAUAGGCUUGCCUAUGAAGUGAGCGUGGUGGUGUUUCAGCUGGCUGGAGGCAUUGGAGAAAGACCACAACCAACUUUCUGAAGAUAAAUUUUAUAUUCUGGGAAAAUGGACUUCUAAAAUGUUUUUAUAACACUUUAUAACACUGGCAGUACAAUACUGGCAGUACUAAGGCAUUUGUAAUCAUGAUAUUAACAUGUCAUGCAUGUUAAUGAAUUAUUUCUAGAUAUGUUUUUAAAUGUUAUCAGGAAAAAAAAUGUUUAGAAGCUCUAAAUCUUAGACUUGGGAGUGAAGCUUGCCUCUGAUUUUAACCUGUUAUUAAGUUUUAAUAGUUCAAGUGCCAUUAAUUUUACAGGGUAUGCAGUGAAUUCGUGUACUGGGAAAUUAAACUUUAUUACCAACUAA